AUGCGGGCUUGUAGACUUUUGGCUGCAAAGUCAACUCUUGCUGCACGUGUUGACUCCAUCAGGGGGGACCCGUCUGGGAAACAAGGGAGAAUGUAUCGGGAAGAGAUUAGGAAGAAGAUUGAAAAGUGGCAGGAACCACCGCCAGCUAAGCAACCUAAGCCACUUCCUGUACCCGAUUCUGAACCCAAAAAGAAAAGAGGUGGGAGGCGAUUGAGGAAAAUGAAGGAGAGAUAUGCUAUUACAGACAUGCGGAAACUGGCAAACAGAAUGCAAUUUGGAGUGCCUGAAGAGAGCUCAUUAGGUGAUGGACUUGGAGAAGGAUACGGUAUGCUUGGUCAAGCUGGAAAUGGGAAGCUGCAUGUAUCAGUUGGUCAAAGCAAACUCGCUGCUAAAGUUGCCAAAAAGGGCAAAGAUAAACAAUAUAGUAGUGGUGGGGCUACCUCUGGAUUGACUUCAAGUUUGGCUUUCACACCUGUUCAGGGGAUUGAUCUUAUAGAUCCACAGGCAGAUGCUAAUAGACUCGGGAGUGGAUCUCAGAGCACAUACUUUUCAGAAACAGGAACUUUUUCAAAGAUCAAGAGGACAUGAGCUUCCAGGCAUCAUGUAACGUGUUUUUCAUGUCAUUUGAAUCGUUGCAGGAGCGGAUUGGGGUUGGAUCUUUCAGUAAUAGUAUAUUGAUUGAUAUUCCAAGAUGAAAAGGAAUCAAUGAGAGGAAUUUCUUCAUUUUAUUACAGGACGACCUAAUAUGAAUAUGAUGCACACGUGGCAUGGUUGAGAUCUUGUUAUUAUUUGCAUCCAAGAUUUGUAAAUUUGAGGGUUUUCAUAACUGGCAUACAAAACAGUUACACCUAAAAGUCACUUGAAAACCUCCAACUCAAUGGAGUUUAUUUUCUGGUAGCAGUGGUUGAGGACUCAUUGUACACUAAUGUUCCAUUAAUAUGGAUAGAGAUUGGUCAACAUAACCCCAUGACAGGUUCAGAGAAGAACAUGUACAAGACUCUUGAAUUUUAGUAAAGCAUUAGGGUUCUUGUUCAUUGUGGGUGUUAUUUUGAGUAUUAAUCACUUAGAAGCUAAUCAAAAGUUAUAAUUAUAUUGUCUUUUCAAAUCUGUGUACUCUAAAAUGUGUCAUUCCAGGCAUAGCUAUAAAUAUAAUAUAGAUCUAGCUACAAGUCCUAUGCACCAUGUAUGUUUGUUCUCCUUUUAGUUUUACUCAUCUGAUGUCCAAUGUAUCAAACGCAUCUAAUGGUGUUGGAACAUCUUCCCUGUUGUAUGUGGGGUAU
Lactuca saligna is the source of this 1280-nucleotide messenger RNA. The record is from the annotation of a GenBank genome assembly. NCBI's taxonomy places the organism in Eukaryota, Viridiplantae, Streptophyta, Magnoliopsida, Asterales, Asteraceae.